UUUUUAAAUAAACCGGAAAAUGAAGAAAUUACUCUGAAAGGCCCGGCUAAAAUGGCGGCGGAACGUCGGCUGCUAAAGCAACAGUUAUAGUUUGAAGAGGGUUCAAUCAUUUUCACUAUGAACAGUACCAAAGAAAGGGUCAAGUUGCCACAGUAUGGAGGAUGAUUAGCACAUACUUAGUGAUGGAACCAAGAUUUAAGGCAUGAUAGUAACAUUUUGGCUGACCCAUCACAUAUUUUCCUCGCCACUGCACAUAUGCCGCAUCAUCUGUGCUCAGUUUAUUCGAGCUUACAUAAUGGGUUCAUGUGUUUGUAAAGACAAGUCCACGGAUAACACAGAUUCUCGCAAUAGAGAUUCACGGAACCGAUCACGUGGUUCACGCGGCACCGGUCACUCUAACCCUCAGCGGACAGCCAAUGGUGUAUCUGGUAGCAGCCACCACCGGAGAAGCGGGGGAGCCGGGAGAGGUGCGGAGCUGGCCACGAAGAGUAUUGAUUCUCUAGUGUUAGAAACACUGGCACUCAUUCGGACCUUGGUAGACAAUGACCAGGAGCCUCCAGCGGCCAUGCUGACCCUACACAAGACUGCAGAGAGAGAUCAGGGCUGGCUGGACGUCGUCAAAUCUCUCAUCCGAGUCAUUCCAAUGGACGACCCUGUCGGCCCUGCCGUCAUCACGCUGCUACUGGACGAAUGUCCUCUGCCCACAAAAGAGGCCCUGCUGGAGCUGCAGCGACACCUGAACCUGGGACAGGAGGGGCCGGCCACCAUGUACAAGGAUCCCUCACAUCAGCGCAAUAUCUGUGUUAUACUUGGUUGUCUAGCAGAAAAACUGGCAGGUCCCAGUAGUAUAACCUUGUUAUCAGCUGAUGUUCUCCAGUAUCUCAUCUGUCAUUUGAAUCCCUGCAACCCUCCAGUGGUGGUACUGCAUUCCAUGGUAGCUCUUGAGAAGUUUGCACAAACAAGUGAGAACAAGGUAACAAUUAACCAGUCAAUGAAAGAGUUGUCUCCCCAUCCCCUGCUGGUUUUGGAGGAAUGGUGGCACGACUCCGACUAUGUCAAGAGGGAAGUUGGCUUCUGUGCGGCCUGGUGCCUCGAUAACCUAUUUCUUAUAGAGGGCAGGCAGUUUACUUACGAACGCAUCGACCUGAAUGGUAUUAAUGUUAUGCUCAACAACAAUGAUGUCAGUGAAUACCUCAAGAUCUCAGCUAGUGGUGUGGAGGCCCGAUGUGAUGCCUCGUCCUUUGAGAGCGUAAGAUGUACCUUCCAAGUGGAUGCAGGAGUGUGGUACUAUGAGGUUACCAUAGUAACGGCAGGCGUGAUGCAGAUUGGAUGGGCCACAAAAGACAGUAAAUUCCUCAAUCACGAAGGGUACGGUAUCGGUGAUGACGAGUUCUCCAUGGCGUAUGAUGGAUGUCGACAGCUGAUCUGGUACAAUGCUGACAGUGAACCUCACUUACAGGAGUGCUGGGCCCCAGGUGACGUGCUGGGUCUGCUCCUGGACGUGGACAGUCAGAAACUGAUCUUCUAUCUGAAUGGAGAUCCCCUGCCUCCUUUCACUCAACUCUUCACCUAUGCACGGAGUGGUUUUUUUGCUGCUGCCAGUUUUAUGUCAUUUCAACAGUGUGAGUUCAACUUCGGUGCCAAGCCAUUCAGUUUCCCCCCAAAUGUACCAUUCAAGAGUUUCAAUGACUUUGGGGAGCUGACCAGUGAAGAGAGGAUUAUCUUACCCAGGCACAAAAAGUUGGAUUUGUUGAAGCAGGUGACUGUGAAGGAAGAUUCUUGUACACUCUGUUUUGAUCGCCAGGCCAACAUCAUGCUAAGGCCAUGUAAACAUAGAGGCUUCUGUGAUGUCUGUGCCUUGCUACUAGAGAUCUGCCCAAUAUGUCGCAUGAGCAUAGUGGAACGACAAGAGGUUGCCACGGAAACCGAGGUCCCUGUACCCAAUGAGAACACAGACGAACCACUGACAUCAUAACAUCUACAAUGUACUGCUCCCCAUCUAACCCCAUCUACACCCCGUCAAGAGUAUGCCGAUGGGUACAGUCAAUUGAAGCAUCUAGGCUCCAGGUCCUGUGUUAUAUAUAUUAUCAUUCUUACUGUACAGAAAUGUGAUGUUAUUCUAAUUUAUAUUCAUAAAUUCUGUAAAUGUUUGUAUUAUUUGCAAUCAUGCCAGAAGUUGUGAAUACUGUGCAAGUCUCACCUCACAGAGUUGUUGACUCUUCGACAUAUUAUGUUGUUGUAUAGCCAGAGGAAUAUGGCAGUGAGACAGUGUCAACAACAUUUUGUAUAGCGCUUAUAUUGUAAAGAGAGUUCUCUAUAAAUACUUUGGUAAACAUUUAUCCAAGUCAGUUGAUGUUAAUUUUAGCAAAGAUAAGCCCUGUUGAAAAUAUUCAUAUGCUAUUUUAUAGUGGUGGGACGGUACACCGAUUCAUCGGUGGGUCGCUAUAUUUUAAUUCCCGAUACAAAUAUCGAUCACAGUCACACUAAAUCAAAAAUAUCGAUUCAUACCUUAAAUGUUUACUGAAAUGGAUGUUACACCAAACACUAAUUAGUAAUGAAAUUUAGUAGUGAAAAAUUAAAUAUUUUAAUACAUUGCGCCAUACUUGACACUGCCAACUGUAAAUCGUCAGCGUGCCAGGUGUUUGACUAUCCUGCCUAUGAAAGAUAUUGCUUAGUGACCACAGAUAAGAGCACAUACAUGUAUCGUGAUACGUAUCGAAUCGUGAACAAGGUAUCGUUAUACGUAUCGGAUCGCUCAGUUGGUGUAUCGUCCCAGCCUUACUAUUUUAUCCAUUUUGUUGCAAUUUCAGACGACUGUUGUAACACUAUGUAUAGAUUCUCAUUGCCUUGUUGAAUUCAUGAUUAUGCCCUCAAGACAGGGGUACAAUUUUACACCAUUGACAUGCAUUUGGGCUAAGAAUACAAUUGAGGCUCAAGUUUAUGGCUUCUUAAUAAUUGGUGCAGGUAGGUGGCCAAUUUUUAGCUGACGUUGACAUCAUCAAUAUGAGGUUAUGUCAUUGGAUAUGUCCAUUCCUUCAUCUUGCUGUUCAUCUGUUGACAUCGAGGAUGUCAGCAGGUGUAUAUUCAGAGUACUUAAAAACAUUUUUGAAGAUAGAUAUUUUAUUAUGAUCUUGAUUUAAUCUAACUUUCCAAUUGAAAAAAGAAGGAGGUUAGUGUGUGAUUAUUUACGCUAGACUCACUUGUAAACUUUUGUGCCAAGUUCACACUUUACUAUAGAGACCUAUAGGGAAGUCACUCACGGUGUUAACAGUUUCAUCGCGAUAGAUAAGAUGUUGAUCUGAAGCAAAACAUUGUGAUUUUUAUUAAUGGACAUUGGUAACGUGCUACUUUUUUAUCAAAUAGGUAAAACAUUUGCAUUUACAUAUUUUCAUCAGUUUUUAACUCGCAGCUACAUUCUCCUGAUAACUUCAUACAGUGCCAUGAUGUCCUGAAACAAUGUUACAAUGAGGUGACUUGAUAGUUUAAAGAACAUUGAGGCGCUUCUCCCAUGUAUUUUUGACAUGUCAUAAAAUUGAAUUUAAUUCAUGUUAUGUUGAUGUAUUAGGCUAAUAAAAUAAUAGUCUUGGUUUUCAGGCACUGCGGCAUCAACAUAAAGUUUGCCACACGUUUUGUUUUCAUUUCCAUUUUUUUUUAAAGUCCAAGGGUAGUCAAAUACAGUAUUCCAGUAUUUUACUCAUCAAGGAAUACUUUUACGUAGGCCUUUCCCAGGUUGACUGUACACAACUGUAUAUUUGGUUGCACAACUCUUUAUUUGGUUACAUACAAGUUUGAACAGCUAGAAAACUAUAUUUUCAAAAUUUAUUGCCUGAGAACCAAUUCUUUUAUUUUUUAAAGCCUUUUACUGUAUCAUUGACAAUUUGACCUUAACUCUAUCAUUCUAGACUGCAUUGCUUAAUACUGAAGAUAGAUUACCGUAUUCGACGUAAUAAGUGCCCCACUCUAAUAAGCGCCCACAACAUUUGCUAAUAUAUUGGCUAGUGAACAAUCCCAAUUAGUCACCCCUUCCAAUUGAUCAAUGUA
Haliotis rufescens (red abalone) is the source of this 4041-nucleotide messenger RNA. Its product is annotated as RING finger and SPRY domain-containing protein 1-like. Gene Ontology annotation, cellular component: cytoplasm. The transcript has 15 exons. Gene Ontology annotation, molecular function: ubiquitin-protein transferase activity; protein binding. The coding region runs from base 203 to 1975 and encodes 590 amino acids. Lineage: Eukaryota; Metazoa; Mollusca; Gastropoda; Lepetellida; Haliotidae. The record is from RefSeq and is a predicted model, not a curated record.